Messenger RNA from Trypanosoma cruzi, 405 nucleotides. RefSeq lists its product as uncharacterized. Bases 1 to 405 code for a protein of 134 amino acids. Lineage: Eukaryota; Euglenozoa; Kinetoplastea; Trypanosomatida; Trypanosomatidae. The record is from RefSeq and is a predicted model, not a curated record. The transcript has a single exon.
AUGCUUCGUCGUACACUGCGGGUAAUGAGUACCCCCAAAACGACUCACACGAAUGCUCAGCAAGAGGUUCUUGAGAUUUCAUCCGCAUAUUCUUUGCUGCGGAUGUGUUAUCGCUCGAUUGACAUCAAAGUGAAGUCGCGUCACGCUCGUCAGUUUUUACAAAAGCGUCUGAUCGAACAGUGGCGCGAGCACUGCCAAGAGACUGACCCCGAGAAGCAGCGAUUCCUUAUGGACCACGCGGGCGCGUUUUUGCAGGCCCUGCACUCAUCGCGCAACCCCAAACCAGGCGAAGUCGUCAAGUUUCAACUUUCUCGAAGAGUGGCGUACGAGGAGGCGCAGAGGGCGAAGGCAGAGCGGGCCAAAACGGUGCAUAAACUUCCUUCUGGCGCUAAGUUGAACUACUAA